Messenger RNA from Didymodactylos carnosus, 1053 nucleotides. NCBI's taxonomy places the organism in Eukaryota, Metazoa, Rotifera, Eurotatoria, Philodinida, Philodinidae. The record is from the annotation of a GenBank genome assembly.
AUGUAUGACCAUGAAGUUCAACAAAUUAUUGUGGAUUUGGAACUGCAUACAAACAGAAUUAAUGAAUUACAACGUCUCCUCGCAGAUGAAAUGAGAUUGUACUCAACGAAAAUGAAUGAAUUUCAGCAAAAAAUAACAACUAUGCAUAAUAUUAAACCAGAUGAACAUGAUCAACAGAAGAAACAAAAUACGGAAGAGUCGAAAGAAGACAAACCUGAGGCGAACGUUGUUGUUAUUUACAAGAAGAGAAGUCCAUCAGUUCAUUCCGUUGAAGAUUUUCCUCCCAAUUUUCUUCCCCAUCAACAGAAAAAACAAAAUACGGAAGACUCAGACUCAGACAAGCUUGAAGUGAAGGAAAGUGAUGUUAUUCACAAGAAGAGAAGUUCAUCAGUUCAUUCCGUUGAAGAUUAUAAUUCCAAUAAGUCAACUGAAAUUUCAAAAUCAGCGUCAAAUCAAAUAAGUUGGAAACAAGUGGAAAUGAAAAGUGAUGAAAUUUUAACUGAGGUACAUGACGAUGAACAACUAUUUUUCAAUGGUUCACUAUUAACUCUAGAACAUCAAUUUUUGUUGAAUAAAUUUUGCGGUAAACCGAAACAAAAGUGGCAAUUGAUAUACAAGGCAACUCGUGAUGAUUUUUCAUCAGCAUCAUUUCAUCGUCUGUGUGAUAGUCAAUGUCCGACAAUAACGGUGAUUCAAGCAACCAAUGGAUCUUUAUUUGGUGGUUAUGCGAACGUACCAUGGUCAUCAACUGAUCAAUAUGUUAAAGAUUCAUCGGCAUUUUUAUUUACACUAACAAAUCCUCAUCACAUUUCACCAACAAAAUAUUACAAUUAUCAAUUUCCACAGUUUGCUGUUAGACAUCACAUUGAAUUUGGACCAACAUUCGGUGGAGGCAGUGACAUUAAAAUUGAAAGUGACAGUAAUAAAAAUGAUAAUAGUUAUAUCAAUUUUCCACACUCGUACACAGACACAACUCGAAAAGGUCGAGUGACAUUUACAGGAAGCAAAAAUUUUACAACGAAUGACAUUGAAGUCUAUGUUCAACUGACAUAA